Molecule: messenger RNA, 2848 nt
Organism: Anastrepha ludens (Mexican fruit fly)
Lineage: Eukaryota; Metazoa; Arthropoda; Insecta; Diptera; Tephritidae
Product: G2/mitotic-specific cyclin-A-like
Exons: 1
Coding region: 453-1934 (493 amino acids)
Biological process (GO): regulation of cyclin-dependent protein serine/threonine kinase activity; mitotic cell cycle phase transition
Cellular component (GO): cytoplasm; cyclin A2-CDK2 complex; nucleus
Molecular function (GO): cyclin-dependent protein serine/threonine kinase regulator activity
Source: RefSeq, a predicted model, not a curated record
GCCGUAGAUUUGAACAGAGUCAAAAUGACUGGUUUUGCUUGUGUUCGGGGUGGAUUUAUUCAUCUUGGCGCAAAUUUUAAAAAUAAUUUCACUGACGAAUGAAGAAAUAAUUAAGUUUGUCGAGUGAGAAAUUCACGGGUGUAUACAUGUUAAUUAAAUUAACCGGUCACCGCAAGUUAUACUUAAAUAAUAAGGCAGCGCAGGGCCGAAUGAAAUAUCCAUUUAUUUAACUGCAGUUCCGAAAUAGCGUGGUGACCAUAUAAUUCAAAAAGUUUUACGGAGUUAAGUGAUAUCAGAAAUUUAAGCAGUCGACGUAAAUUAAAUCGUGCCCGUAUACGACAUUUGUCGAAAUUGAAGCGACACAAACAGCACACGAAUUCCGCUUUGAAUCGAACAUAAGGGGUAAAGAGAGAUAAAAACUAGCAGUACAUAAAAAAAAGGAUAAUUUCAUAAUGGCCACUUUCCACAUCGAUCAAGAUGCAGAGAAGGAGAAUCCACAAAUGAAUGCGGUAUUAAAAGAAAAAACCCUGGCUACCGCCGGAAAUAGAGUGAAUCCCAUUCAGCCUUCUGUACUUGGAGGUGCCAUUCUGCCAGUUAAGGGAAAUCAGAUUGAUGGUAUGCGGAGCACUAACAUGGCAGUGCUAAAUGCAAAUUCAAAUAACGGACAUGGGCGCAAGACAGCUGGUGGUAUGGUAGGUAGCAAAGUGGCAUUUCGAGAGGUUGGAAAUGCACAAAUACACAAUAAUAAUACCGUAAUAUUAGCAGCAGCGGCAACAAACGGUAACAAAAAUAACUUUAGUGAUGCUUCGCUGGUUUACGCUGACGAUGAAUGCGUUUUUGAAUCUACGCCAAUGUCUGUGUCCGAGGUGCUUUCGCCGAUGUCCGUUGAUCGUUCCCUAGCUGGUAUUACUCAGCAAUCCGAUGUGUUUGAGGAUGACAAUGACGACAAAAAAGUCGCUGAUUUAACUACCGAAGAGGAGGAACGAAAACGACGCCUCCUCAUUCCUCGUAAUGAUCGACAACGUUUCUUUGAAGUUCUGGAAUACCAAAGAAAUAUCUUAGAAUAUUUCCUUGAAAGUGAGAAGAAGCGUCGACCUAAACCGUACUAUAUGCGUCGCCAGGCUGAUAUUAAUCAUUCAAUGCGCACAAUUCUCGUGGAUUGGCUGGUAGAAGUGUCCGAGGAGUACAAUUUAGAUACAGAAACUUUAUACCUAUCCGUAUCGUAUAUUGACCGUUUCCUUAGCCAAAUGUCAGUAGUGCGCAGCAAAUUGCAACUGGUUGGUACAGCAGCCAUGUUCAUUGCAUCGAAAUAUGAGGAAAUUUACCCACCAGAUGUCGGUGAAUUCGUGUUCAUUACAGAUGAUACCUACAACAAAGCACAAGUGUUACGCAUGGAACAGAUUAUUUUGAAAAUUUUAGCAUUUGACUUGUGCACACCGACGGCUUUCGUGUUUGUGAACACUUAUGCUACGCUGCUAGACAUGACAGACAAGCUUAAAUUUCUGACGCAAUAUAUUUGUGAAUUGUCACUUCUGGAAGCUGAUCCCUAUUUACGUUUCCUACCGUCGUUGAUAUCUGCUGCUGCCCAUGCAUUGGCAAGACAUCUGUUGGAUUACACGAUUUGGACAGUUGAACUGGAAGAAUUAACAACGUACUCUUUAGAAGACCUUAAAGAAGUCCUCUUGCAUCUCUGUAAAUCGCAUAAUGCUGCUACAAAACUACCGCAACAGGCUAUACAAGAAAAAUACAAGGCCGAUAAGUAUAAAAAGGUAUCAACAAUCACACCUAUUGAACUGGAUGAAGAAGCAUUUGAACUUAUUUUACGCAAAAACAAUGAAUUGCAAGGAAUUAGAAGGGAAGAAAUAGACGAAAAGCCCGAAUCGAGGACAAAUAACGAACAUAUACGGCGGACGAUCUCUCUGAUGUUCAAUUGAUCCAAAUAAGAUGAGCGGACACAUCUCAAUACCUACUUUAAAAGUUUUUCGAGUUUGUUGAGAAACGCUUAAUAGUACUUGUUCAUAUUUUAUAUUUCCUCUUAUAUUUUUGUUUGUGUUAAGGGUUGGCUAAAUUUCCGAUUCAAGCAUAUUUUCUCAGGUCGUAAAACUUUAAUUUGAAAAUUAAACUUAUAUGAUUGCUGUAGUCGCAAGACAAAAAUAUAAAGAAUUUAAAUGGUAACAUACUUACAUAAAAAAUUCGCUGCAGUAAAAGUUAAAGCUGUAAAACACGAGUAUUAGUUCGGCUAAUAAAAGUCAUUUCAUAUAAAAGUUAUUUCAGAAAAUGUGAAAAAUAAGUAUGCAACUACGUCAAUCAUAUUUACUUAUAAUUCAUGGGAUUUAUAUACAAACUGUUGAAGCGUUUGCUUGAGUAUAAUAAUUUAUCCAUUAUUUGUAUGUAUUUACUUGUGGAGUCAUUACGAACAACCGUCAACGGUUUCUUUAUUAAAAACAAAACAAUUUUUAAUUGUUCCCGCCAAUCCUUAUCCGAAAUAUCUAAUGAAGUAGUUUGUCUAGAUUUUUAACUGUAAGUUUUUAUUUUUAUUAUAAGUUGUUAUUUAUAUUUUUGUCUUUUUAUACGAUUUUACUAUCCUACAUAUUAACGAUUUUAAAAAUCCACAAAGGAUUAGUAAUCCGGUUUGGCAAACAAAACAUGAGCUUAUUAAAUACUGUAAUUCAUAUACAAAAUUACACAUAUUUAUGUAAUGUCGCAAAGGAGGUAUGUCCACUAAGAUAAUAUCUUUAAGAAUUCUGGCAUACAGUAUAAAACAUUGAAUGCUUGUAAUAUGCGUUGAACUUUUUCCAGAUUAUCCAUGAAUAAUCUCACUAGUAAAAAUUUUGCGAGUUGGUCCAAU